Molecule: messenger RNA, 1894 nt
Organism: Phragmites australis (common reed)
Lineage: Eukaryota; Viridiplantae; Streptophyta; Magnoliopsida; Poales; Poaceae
Exons: 8
Coding region: 106-1425 (439 amino acids)
Cellular component (GO): membrane
Source: RefSeq, a predicted model, not a curated record
CCCUCCUCCGGCGAAUUUUAUCUUAUUCUUCUCCUCCCAGCUCCCAGCACUAGACAAGUGGCACCACUGCCUGCUCGCUCCCCUGUAGCAGCAUUCAGUACCAGCAUGGCUUCUUCCGUCGCGUCCGCGUCGUGGGCGCUGCCGCUGCAGCCGGGGGGCACGGCAGCGGCGAGCUUCUCCUGCCGCGCGAUGCUCGCCGUCGUGGCACCUCGCCUGGGCGUUUCCGUGCGCCGGGCGAGGGUCCUCGUGGCGCCCCGUUGCGCGGCGCUGGAGGGCGCCGGCGGGGAGGAGGUCAAGAAGGAGGUGGAAGGGGGGAAGGAGAAGGGCGUGAGGAAGAAGCGGGCCCGCGGCCGGCCGGUGUGGAGGCGGAUCCUGUUCGCGUCCAAGAAGACCCGCAGCAUCAUCAUCCUCAACGCCCUCACCGUCAUCUAUGCAAGUGAUAUUCCAGUUUUGAAAGAGGUUGAGGCCCUGACAGAGCCUGCAGUCUUCAACAUGGUUCGCUUCGUUGUUGCAGCCAUCCCCUUCAUACCAUUCGCGGCACGCGCGUUUGGAGAUCGCCGCGUACGUACGGCAGGAUUGGAGCUGGGAGUCUGGGUUAGCUUAGCUUACCUUGCUCAAGCAAUUGGAUUGCUCUCAUCUGAUGCUGGGCGAGCAUCCUUCAUCACAGCCUUCACGGUGAUAGUUGUGCCUCUAAUUGAUGGCAUUCUUGGCGCCUCGAUCCCCAAGCUCACUUGGUUUGGAGCCAUCGUGUCACUAGUAGGGAUUGGCCUACUGGAAUGUGGCGGCUCUCCUCCCUGUGUUGGUGAUGUGCUGAACUUCUUCAGUGCCUUAUUUUUUGGGAUCCAUAUGCUCAGAACGGAGCAAAUAUCAAGAAGUACUGACAAAAAGAAGUUUUUAGCUCUCCUUAGCCUCGAGGUCCUUGUGGUGGCCUUCUCCUCGAUUCUCUGGUUUAUGUUCGAAGAUGGCUAUGUUGAUGCCAGUGAAUCCAGCUUUGGAUCAUGGACUUUUGGUAUGCUUUGGGACACAGCAGCUUCAUUUCCUUGGAUACCAGCAUUGUACACUGGAGUUUUCUCUACGGUGUCAUGCAUGUGGGCAGAAAUGGUAGCGAUGGGUGAUGUUUCAGCAACUGAAACUGCUAUUGUUUAUGGGUUGGAACCAGUUUGGGGAGCUGCUUUUGCUUGGUUCCUCCUCGGUGAAAGAUGGGACAAUGCUGCAUGGAUUGGAGCUGCUCUUGUAUUAUGUGGCAGUUUAACUGUUCAGCUAUUUGGGUCAGCUCCUGAGAAGUCCAGGAAAGUCGAACAGCACAGCAGCAAUGCUUUGAAAACCCCAGUGAAACAACAAGACUACUUAUCUUUAUCUGCUAUCCCAGUCGAUUCCAGGAAGAUCAUAAGAAGCCAAUUACAAAGGAAGAACAAAACAAUGUAGCCCAACACCAAGGCAAGCAAGGAAUCCUGCGAUGACAAGCUCAGAAUAACACUCUAUAGAUAUAACAUCGACCUAUUUUGUUCCGAGGCAUCGUUUCUUGGCUCACCAAUAUAGGGGUGCUCUCAGUAUAGAGAAUGCUCGCUGUUCCCGUAUUUUGGAGCUUACUUGUGGUUGGAUUUCUAUUUUGCCUCUGAUGAUUGUGCAAGCUAUGUGCUAGAAUGCCUCACGCAUAAUAGAAAAUGAGGCAUUGCUAGCUGGAAACUCAGAGGUCCACGGCCCGCCUAGAUGAAAUCACGCAUCUACAUGUGUUAAAUGAGAUAACUUAGUAAAUUUUGGGAUCCACAGUGUUAGCAUUGUGUAGAUUUCAUGUAAAUAUAUGUACACAACUAGAUGAUUGUAUACUACUGAUCUGAGCAUACCUUUGAUUGUAUAGUAUUAAAUAACAAGUAGGUAUAACGUAUUAUUUUGA